Molecule: messenger RNA, 564 nt
Organism: Penicilliopsis zonata CBS 506.65
Lineage: Eukaryota; Fungi; Ascomycota; Eurotiomycetes; Eurotiales; Aspergillaceae
Exons: 3
Coding region: 1-564 (187 amino acids)
Source: RefSeq, a predicted model, not a curated record
AUGAAGUUCAAUCUCAUUGCCCUCGCCUCGCUGGCUGCCCUGGCCGUUGCCCAGGAUGCUACCACCUCCGGAGCCACUUCGACUUCAUCGUUGUCUCCCGAGGCGUCUUGCGCUGCCAAGUGUGACAACGACGUCUGCUGCACCGCUCAGUGCUACCAUGUCCCCUGCCCGAAUGGCGAGAUGGCGAACAACACAAACCAAUGUGUCGCUGCUUGCCCUCAGGGCAGCGGUACCCCCAGCGACACGCAGAAGUAUAUCGACUGUCAGUCGCGCUGCUUCGCGUCGGACUUCUUCCCCGCGACGGAGCCUGGAGCCAAGAGCACGGCCACGGCUACUGACGCCGGCACUGCCACCGCAGUGGUGAAAGAUACCUCUGCCACUGCCACUGGCAACGGCAAAUCGGAGAAGGAUUCCGCCUCUACGAGCUCCGACUCUUCGUCCAGCACCGCUACCAGCACUGCUUCUAGCUCAAGCACCUCCCAGACCGGCGCUGCCAGCCAGGUUCAGCUGGGUGCUUCUGCAGCUGGUCUGUUUGGCUUGGUCCUGGCUGCGUUUGUUCUGUGA